AUGGCUACUAAGCGAUGUUUUGUGCAAAGCUGUGGGCUGGAAGUUCAUUAUGCAUGCCUAUGUUUGUCUCCUGAAAUUUACUCGUGUGAAUUCCAUAUCGGAGAGCAUCUUAAAGUGCCUAAAAGGACCCAUAACAUUGUUUCUGUUUAUCUCGAGCCUUGCACAGAGACAAAAGAUGCAGUCCUUGGCUUUCUUCUAAAAGAAAAACUCAAAAAAGAAAAAUUAAAAGCAAAGAUUGCAUCAUCCUUCUCCCAAAAUCUCUUCGUAUCAGAAAACAGUCUUGAAGAAAGCCUAAGAAAGUUAGAUUCUGAUUUAUAUGAAAUUUCUAGCUGAAUUGAAAAAAUUUCUCAAACUCAAAAAAUAUCAAAAUUCGAUGAAGACCCGCUUUUACAGCUACUGACUUUAGAGCCUGGCUUAGCUUCUGAAAAAGUUAAAGAAAUGAUUCCAGCAGAAUCAGAAACAUAUAACAACGUUAAGUAUUUUUGCAGUCUUAAUAAAGAAAUCGAGAAAAUAAUUGAAAAUUACAUCAAAAAUAAAUUUGAAGCACUUUUGGAUAAAAAAUUAUCCAAUUUAGAAAAAAGACUAGGCGAAAGUGAUAAAAAAAAUAAUGAAAAGAUAGAAAAUGUGAAUCAUUCUAUUUUAGAACUGGUAUUUGAAAGUAAAAAGAAUAAAAAAAUAAUUGAAAAUUUAAAUCAAGAAAAUCAUCAAAUCCAGAUUGAAUCUAUUCAAACUCAACUGAAUUCUGCUUUAAGUUUAAUUAGAAAGACUGAGACUGAAAUGAAUCAAUUAAAGAGCCAGAUAAAUCAAAACAUUUCACAUCAAUUAUUAAUUCUUCAAGAAUUGCAGGCUAAAAAAUCUGAAAUUUUAAGCAGAACUAAAAAUAGUCAAGAAAUAGAGCAAGAGUUCAGAAAGACUUGCAAGUAUCAGAGUCUUUAUUCAAACUAUAGCCCAAUGAUAAGCCAAGCUUACCAGGAAUAUAUCAAUGCUUAUCAUCAAAACACAUCUCUUUAUCUGAUUAAGAUAUGCUCUUAA
This is a messenger RNA of Blepharisma stoltei, 1032 nucleotides long. The record is from the annotation of a GenBank genome assembly. Lineage: Eukaryota; Ciliophora; Heterotrichea; Heterotrichida; Blepharismidae.